Molecule: messenger RNA, 804 nt
Organism: Adineta ricciae
Lineage: Eukaryota; Metazoa; Rotifera; Eurotatoria; Adinetida; Adinetidae
Source: the annotation of a GenBank genome assembly
AUGCGAAAAAUGUUUGUUUCUGACGAUACAAUCUGUGCCUAUCAAUCAGAACAAAAGAAACAAAUACUUACAAUUUCAACAAUCGGAUUUCGACGAGCGAUGACACGACAACGCAAUGCGAGAAUAUCAACAGAUCGAUCGCAGCAGACAAUUGGCAAUGUGAAGAUAGCGUUUCCGGGUUUCAAUCAGCGUCGUGCUGAUCCUGCCAAGCGAUUUAAUCGCGUGUCGGUUCAGUGUGUUACCAAUCAUUCCACAGCACCAUCAAGGUUUUUUAAUGAGUAUAUGACGAUUGAAAAAGAAAAAGCAGCUCAAACAGGACGAUGGAUAUUGAAUGUUAUCUCUGCUCAAGAAGCGUAUCAAAACGAUUGGAAUGUGUCAGAACAACAAGUACCUAAUAAGACAAAACACAGUCUUCAAUCGAGAAAAUCUAGUAGAGUUGAACCAGUAGAAAAUUCAACAGGUCGGUGUUUCCAUGUCCCACUUCCUCAAACCCAAAUGAGACCAAGUCAAAAUCAAUUGCUACCACAGCCGCAAUUCAUUUCGACAGCAACUGAGAAUACUCGUGCGCAUCGUUUAUCCGAACUUUCCGAUAUGACAUCGAUUGAAGAUGUUCAUACAACAAACAUUUCUGAUCAAACCUCACACAUAAAAUCGGUCGAUUAUUCUACAGAUGAUUUCGAGAACGAUGAUGAUAGUGCUUGUAUAUCAAAGCGAAUGUUGAUUAUUUUUUCGGUAAUCGGAGCGAUUGUUGUUGGUGCGAUCAUUAUUGGUGUUUUUGUGACAGUAUUCGUUGCUGGGAAAUAA